AUGUCGCACCCUGAUGACAAGGUCUCUAUGGACUACGGUCCCGUCCGCAACCGCUUCCCGACGCUCUUUGAGGUGUUGAGCCGCAAGACGGUCGCACCUCUAGAUCUCUUCUCCUUUUACAUCUACAUGCGAGACCAGCAGCGAUCGGUCGACUACCUAGACUUCUGGCUCGAUGUCUCACAGCACUUGCAGCUAUGCCGCCUUUAUGUCCGUAGAUUACAUCGCAGUAUGAUUGAGGGAACACCCGAUCUGGACAACCACAGGUAUUCGAAUUUUGCCAUGGACAAUGGUGGAGAAGGACCAUCCAAUGAAAAAGGCGACAACAUGUCCGACCAGCGAUUGUCCGCCUUCCUUCGCUCCGAACGUGGAAGUCCCAACCAUUCGCCGCAGCACAGCCAAGGCAGCAACCAGACUGGCGACUUUCAAAGACCGAGUGCGCAUAUGUCCGAGACACCCGGUGAUUCGAGCUCGCCUGGCCACAACUCAUCUUUCGACAACACGCAGCCAGGGAGAGAGGACCUACGUGCAUCGGCAGAAAAGAUUCUCUACACAUAUCUGCUUCCAGGCUCAGAACGAGAGAUUAUCAUUCCCCAGAGCAUUUUGUCCGAUGUCCAAGAAGCGAUCGAAGGACCGGAGCAGCGUGCAGAUCCCGAGCUCUUUGACCAGGCUAAAGACUAUGUCUUCCAAGCGAUGGAGCGCGAUGCAUAUCCUGGGUUCCUGCAGAACAAGGGCCUUGGCAACCUUGUGCCUCAGAGCAUGAUGGUGCGCCUGAUUGUGGGAUUGAUCAGCUUCUUCGCGGCCAUGUGGACUUCGUUCAUUCUCAUCUUUCUGGACAAGUCAAGAGCUACACGGUGCUGGAUCAUUCUCCCCUUCACCAUUGCUAUAUACCUGAUAUUCACCCACCAGUACAUGCUCGACCCCAUCAUUGCCCUUGCGGGUUACAGCGAGUACACUUUCUUCGAUUUCAACAAGAUCAGGGAACCGUUUGUGAAGAAGACGCUCGCAAGACGCUCCCUGACGGUCCUGCUCAUGUUCUUGGUAGUCACAGUAGCCCUGUGCUGCCUCUUCAUCUUCGUUCCAGGCAAGCGCCUGUGA
This is a messenger RNA of Bipolaris victoriae FI3, 1095 nucleotides long. RefSeq lists its product as hypothetical. Gene Ontology annotation, cellular component: plasma membrane. Gene Ontology annotation, biological process: intracellular protein localization. The record is from RefSeq and is a predicted model, not a curated record. NCBI's taxonomy places the organism in Eukaryota, Fungi, Ascomycota, Dothideomycetes, Pleosporales, Pleosporaceae. Bases 1 to 1095 code for a protein of 364 amino acids. The transcript is spliced from 3 exons.